Messenger RNA from Erythranthe guttata (spotted monkey flower), 1503 nucleotides. Its product is annotated as magnesium-chelatase subunit ChlI, chloroplastic. Gene Ontology annotation, molecular function: ATP binding; ATP hydrolysis activity; magnesium chelatase activity. Lineage: Eukaryota; Viridiplantae; Streptophyta; Magnoliopsida; Lamiales; Phrymaceae. Gene Ontology annotation, biological process: chlorophyll biosynthetic process. Gene Ontology annotation, cellular component: chloroplast stroma. The record is from RefSeq and is a predicted model, not a curated record.
GAAACAAAGCAGCAACUAAAACACACACAGUUGAAAACUCAGAAGCAAAACCCAGCCAACGCGCAAUCUUCUAAACAUGGCGGGGAUUGUGGGAGCUUCUUCUACUCUAGCAAUAUCGGCAUCUACGCCAUUCUCUUCUCUCUCUUCAAAGACGACUUCCUCUCUCUAUCUUCAUUCUGCUCCCGGGCUGAGCUCAGGGAGGAAAUUCUACGGAGGCAUCGGAGUUCCCCUCAAGAAAGGGCGUUCUCAAUUCCACCUCUCUAUUACCAAUGUCGCCACCGACAUUAGUCCUACUCAAGAACAGGUCAAAAAGCUUGCGGCUUCCAAGGAGAACCAAAGGCCCGUUUACCCGUUCGCAGCUAUAGUAGGGCAAGACGAGAUGAAACUGUGCCUCCUCUUAAACGUGAUAGACCCCAAGAUAGGCGGUGUAAUGAUAAUGGGAGACAGAGGCACCGGAAAAUCCACCACCGUCAGAUCUCUGACCGAUCUCCUCCCCGAAAUCAGAGUAGUCUCCGGCGAUGCAUUCAACUCCGAUCCGGAAGAUGCAGAAGUGCAAGGGCCCGAAGUACGAGACAAGAUCAUGAGAGGUGAAGAACUCCCCGUAGUUUCAAUCAAGAUCAACAUGGUUGAUCUGCCAUUGGGCGCCACAGAAGACAGAGUUUGUGGCACAAUCGACAUCGAAAAAGCCCUAACCGAAGGAGUGAAAGCGUUCGAACCCGGUCUUCUAGCAAAAGCCAAUAGAGGGAUUCUUUACGUUGACGAAGUCAAUCUCUUGGACGACCAUUUAGUUGAUGUUUUGUUGGAUUCGGCUGCUUCUGGAUGGAACACUGUUGAAAGAGAAGGUAUCUCGAUUUCUCACCCAGCCCGUUUUAUACUAAUCGGGUCGGGUAACCCGGAAGAGGGUGAGCUUCGGCCGCAGCUUCUUGAUAGAUUCGGAAUGCACGCGCAAGUUGGGACAGUGAGAGAUGCUGAACUGAGGGUUAAGAUUGUUGAGGAGAGGGCUAGGUUCGAUAGAAAUCCGAAGGAGUUUAGGGUUUCUUACGAGGCGGAGCAAAAUAAGCUUCAAGAACAGAUUACUGCUGCUAGGAAGUGUUUGUCGAAGGUUACGAUUGAUCAUGAACUCAGGGUUAAGAUAUCGAGGGUUUGUUCGGAGCUGAAUGUCGAUGGAUUGAGAGGGGAUAUUGUUUCGAAUAGGGCGGCGAAAGCUUUGGCUGCACUUAGAGGGAGGGAUAAAGUGACGGUGGAGGAUAUUGCUACCGUGAUUCCUAAUUGCUUGAGACAUAGGUUGAGGAAGGAUCCGUUGGAGUCGAUUGACUCGGGUUUGCUUGUGAUUGAGAAGUUUUACGAGGUUUUUGCCUGAGGGAGGUAAAAUUUUUUUUUUUUGACAAGUAUAUUUCCCCCCCUCAUUUUAUGUUGCAGAUGUAAUAAUAAAGGAUGAUGAUAUUGAACUUUUUGGUAUUGAUUUUCUUCUCUAUUUAUGUUGAAAUUUUAAGUUUUUAUACU